AUGACCAGCCCCGAAACACCUAACAACUAUGACAAUAUCCAAACAUUAGACGGCAUCACACAAAUGCGUGUAAGACCGGGCAUGUGGAUUGGGGACACGUCUACCAACGAAUACAACUCUGCCCCAAUGAACAUGCUGCGUGAAGUAGUAGGCAACUCCUGUGAUGAAUUUUUGGGCGGUCACGCUACUGAAAUCGAAGUGACUCUAAAAAAAGAGCAUGACUAUAUUACUGUACGUGACAAUGGUCGCGGCAUUCCUUUUGGCUGGAACGAAAAACAAGAACGAUCGAAUCUCGAAGUAGCUUUGGGUGUUCCUAACUCAGGCGCGAAAUAUGACAAGGGUGACGGCAAGGCAUUUAAAGUAUCUAUCGGCUUAAACGGUGUAGGCACUAAAGCUGUGACGGCUCUGUCCGAAGUGUUGGUGGGUCAGUCUACUCGUGAUGGCGUAACUGCAACAUGUUCGUUCCACAAAGGAUUCAUCAAAGGAGUAACUCAAAUAGAGGAAACUCCUGACCUCAAAAACGGUACUUCAAUUACAUGGCUACUAGAUCAAUCGAUCAUCCCCUUCCAAUACCGCUCCGAACAUAUCCACCUUUAUCUCAAGCAAUGUGCGUACUUGAAUGCUGGCCUAAAGAUCACUUUCAACGACAAAGGGGAAACAACUGUAUACCACGAGCCUGAAGGUAUCUAUUCUCUACGCAAGGACUUGGUAGGAGAUUCUCAGGUACUAAUGAACUUCCCUAAACUGGAAGGCACUGACCCUGAGGGCAACUCAUAUGAAAUCGCCCUAGCUAUCUUAGCGACUAGCCAAGAAGAAUACCAAGCAUAUGUGAAUGGAGGUGCAAUUGAAGUAGCCUCUGCCCCUGUGGUAGCUAUGCGUAAAUCGCUGGCUGAUGCAUUACUACGCUAUCUCAAAGAACAGUACCCUUUAUCUAAGAGACACGAGAAAGUAAACUUCACUACCUCGGACGUCCGUUCAGGCACAAUAGGCGUGGUGAAGAUUCUACACACUGACCCUAAGUUCGAUAGCCAAACAAAGACCAAGCUGACUUCGACUGAAAUCUCGUCUUACAUCAAUCAGACACUCAAGGAAAACAUCUUCCUGCAUCUGAUUACAAAUCCUGUUCAAGCCAAUCAAAUCUGCGACCAAAUCAUCGCAAUGACUGAUGCACGACAGGCUGCUGAGAAGGCACGUGAAGCGUCUCUACAAAAAUCUAAGUCUCCACUGGCUCAGAAGAAACAAGAGAAAUUCAUCUCCUUAGACAUCUAUACUCCGCCACUGUCUGAAGACCCAUCUCAAAACAUCCUUUAUCUGUUCGAAGGCCAAUCAGCAUCAGGCUCACUGGUGGAGGCCGCGAAGGAACGUAAUCCUGUAACUGGCGAACUCUAUAAAGAGCACAUCGGCAUCUUGGCACUCAAAGGUAUCGGACUAAACUCUCUCGAAGUGUCUCUUGCUCAAUGUAUGAAGAACGUGGAGCUGUCUACACUGGUCGAAGUAACUGGUCUGUCGCUGGAAAACCCUAGUGAUCUAUCAGGCAUGAAGUACAAUGAAAUUUGGAUUGCUACGGAUGAAGAUGGAGGCGGCUACCACAUCACGACUCUGCUCCUGACUUUCUUCGUUACUCACUUCCCUGAGAAAUCACCAAGACCAAAGAGACCCAUUUCGUAUGGACCCCUGCGGAAAUGGAUGGUGAACUCGCUGCGUUAG
Molecule: messenger RNA, 1707 nt
Organism: Notodromas monacha
Lineage: Eukaryota; Metazoa; Arthropoda; Ostracoda; Podocopida; Cyprididae
Source: the annotation of a GenBank genome assembly